UAUACCCUUCUCUACAUAACUCCAAACCGCAAAAUUCCAUUUUCGCAUUUCACCGUAAAAUAAUUUUAAGCAUUUCCCCUCUUCUGUUUCUUGUUCAAGUCCACAAGACGACGAACAGAUUGAUACACCAGGAAAAUAAAAUUUAGAGUCCUGGUCGGUCUUCCCCACCUUGUCUUUGAUUUUCUUUGUUUCUCACUCGUAUUUACCCCUUUUAACACGUAUUAAGAUUCAAGGGUGUUUCCAUUUCUUGUUCAUUUUCUCAGUCUUUGUAUCCCAAUCUCCAGGUUAAGUUCCUUCUCUUUUCUUCGACCCUGAAUUUUUCUUGCCCUCUUUGUCAUUUUUUUCUUCUUUUUACACAUGUAUAUGUAAAUCUAUUUUUCUUUGUAAUUUGUGCGUACAAUAACUUAAUCUUUGUAUAAUUUCCAGCUUUUGUUAUACUGUUUUAUCUCCCAUAUUUCUGAUUUUUUUCUGAAUUUGCAACCCCAUCUCUGUUUCUGCCAAACCACUGUUCCCGUUUGACCUCUGUUUUCCUUUUUCUUCCUUUUUUUUCUCUAUAAAGUCUUAAGUUUUAAUUCAUUGAAUCUUUUUCUCUGGAAAUUUGUUCAUACCUUUCUUUGUUAAGAACUAGGCCAUCUUUGAAAAUGAAAAAAAGGGACAGCAGAAGCUUCCCUGAGCUUGUAUCCGAGGUACAAGCCUCAGUGGAAGAGGUAGCCUCAUUUCCAAAAGAAUCAGAAUCAGAAGCAGAAUCAGAAAGAGGUCUAUUCUUUGAAUUCCCACGUCUUCUGCAUAAACUUUCUCCAAUUUUGAGUGACAUAAAGGAUAAUAAAGAUGUUAUGGACACGGUUACUAUCCGAAAAGCAAUGGAAUCGCUUGAGAAAGAGCUUAGACGUGCUAAGACUUUGAUCAAAAGCCCUGAUUCUAAACAACCGAAUACAUGGAUCGAAGAUGUGAUACAAGAUCUUGGGAGAUCCAUAGGCCUUGUGCUCUUUGCUAGCAUUGAUCUUCAUUUGGAUGUGAAAGAGAAGAUUGGUGCAUUGCAUAAAGAAUUCAUGAAUGUGAGGCUUGAUGCAAGCUUAAGCCUCAGUCCUAGCCCAAGCAAUCAAUCCGAGUUUGUUAGUGCAACAGCAUCAGAGAAAGAAAUUGAGGAAAGAACAGAAAUAGAAGAGGAGAGAACAAAUCUUACGAUUGAUGAUGUUGUCUUGCAACUGAAAUAUGGUAAUGAUGAAGAAUUCAACUUCGCACUUUUGGACUUCAACGAGUCUACUAGGCAUGGAUUGAUUACAAAUGAAUGGAUAAAUGAAGAAGACAUUAUUCCCAUUUUAGUUAAUCGGUUAGGAUCAUGUAAGCCAAACAACCGUUUGAUCAUUCUUCGGACGCUGAGAAACCUCGCUUUAGAAAAUGCUGAAAACAAGGAAAAGAUGGCAGAUGCUACUUCUUUAUCAGCAUUGGUGAAAUCUUUGACGCGAGAUGUGGAAGAAAGGAGGGAAGCCGUAGGGCUGUUGCUUGAUCUGUCAGAUCUUUCUGCAGUUUGGAGACGGCUUGGCAGAAUUCAAGGGUGCAUUGUUAUGUUAGUUACCAUGUUUAAUGGGGACGAUCCAAUUGCUUCGGACAAUGCAGGGAAGUUAUUAAAUGCAUUGUCAAUUAAUACACAAAAUGCGCUGCAUAUGGCAGAGGCUGGUUACUUCAAGCCCCUAGUGCACUAUUUGAAUGAAGGCUCAGACAUGAGUAAGAUCCUCAUGGCAACUGCAAUGUCAAGAAUGGAGUUAACAGAUCAAAGUAGAGCUUCCCUUGGAGAAGAUGGAGCAGUUGAACCUCUUGUUAAGAUGUUUAAUGGUGGGAAGCUUGAAGCGAAGUUAUCUGCUUUGCAUGCAUUGCAAAAUUUAUCAAAUUUGCCAGAAAACGUACAACGGUUGAUCAGUUCAGGCAUGGUAGUAUCUCUACUUCAGCUCCUUUUCUCUGUCACAUCUGUGCUCAUGACUCUUCGGGAGCCAGCUUCAGCGAUUCUUGCAAGAAUUGCACAGUCAGAAUCUAUUCUUGUUAAUCAAGAUGUAGCACAGCAAAUGCUCUCCCUUCUAGAUCUCUCAAGUCCUGUAAUUCAGUAUCACCUCCUACAAGCACUGAAUAGUAUUGCUGGCCAUUCUAGUGCAUCCAAAGUUAGAAGAAAAAUGAAGGAAAAUGGUGCAAUUCAGCUUCUUCUACCCUUUCUAACCGAAAGUAACACUAAAAUCAGGACUGGAGCAUUGAAUUUACUUUACACUCUUUCGAAAUAUUUACCUCAAGAAUUGACAGAACAGAUAGGGGAAAACCACCUGAACAUCAUUGUCAACAUUAUCUCAUCAUCAUCAUUGGAAAGUGAUAAAGCUGCUGCAGUUGGCAUACUGAGUAACAUACCAAUUAGCAAUAAGAAAGUGACAGAGGUGCUUAAAAAUGCAAAUUUGCUGCCGAUUUUGAUAUCUAUAAUGACUUCAAGUCCUUCAACCUUAACAUCCACAUGGCAUUGGUUAGCAGAAGGUGUUGCAGGUAUAUUAAUUCGAUUUACAGUUCCUUCUGAUAAAAGACUACAGCUUCUUGCGGCACAAAAUGAGGUGAUUCCUUUGCUUGUGAAGUUGCUUUCUAGUGGAUCAUUGGUUGCUAAAUCUCGAGCUGCUACUUCACUAGGUCAGCUAUCACAGAAUUCACUGUCUCUGCGAAAGUCGAAAAAAUCAAGCUGGUCCUGUGUCCCUCCUUCCACUGCUGCAUUUUGUGAAGUCCAUGACGGCUAUUGCUACGUUAAGAACACAUUUUGUUUGGUCAAGGCAGGUGCAAUUCCUCCAUUAGUCCAAAUAUUGGAAGGUAAAGAUAGGGAAGCGGAUGAAGCUGUUCUAAAUGCAAUUGCAACUCUAUUGCAAGAUGAAAUCUGGGAAAAUGGAAGUAAUUACAUUGCCAAAAUAUCAGGUGUUGAAGCAAUUAUAAAAAUCCUGGAAUCAACAACUGUAAAGGCUCAGGAGAAAGCACUAUGGAUAUUGGAAAGGGUUUUCAAAGCCGAGGAGCAUAGAGUAAAGUAUGGGGAAUCUACUCAGGUUUUGCUCAUUGAUCUAGCUCAGAAUGGUGACCCACGGUUAAAAUCAUUAACUGCAAAAUUAUUGGCAGAGCUUGAACUCUUACAGCUUCAAUCUAGUUACUUUUAAGAGUACAAUUCCUACUACAUAUCAACAACUGUUUUCCGCAUGUCAAUUUGCUUUUACAGUUUAUAUACAUUAUAUAUAUUUCUUUAUUUCCUAUAAUAAUAGUUGAGAACUUGACUGAUCUACU
This is a messenger RNA of Durio zibethinus, 3291 nucleotides long. Its product is annotated as U-box domain-containing protein 44-like. The record is from RefSeq and is a predicted model, not a curated record. NCBI's taxonomy places the organism in Eukaryota, Viridiplantae, Streptophyta, Magnoliopsida, Malvales, Malvaceae. Gene Ontology annotation, molecular function: protein binding.